Molecule: messenger RNA, 613 nt
Organism: Aspergillus steynii IBT 23096
Lineage: Eukaryota; Fungi; Ascomycota; Eurotiomycetes; Eurotiales; Aspergillaceae
Exons: 1
Coding region: 108-527 (139 amino acids)
Source: RefSeq, a predicted model, not a curated record
AAAUAAACCCAUCAAAUAUCCAAGGACGAUCUCCUAAAUCCCGCGCCGAUAGCCUUCAUCGGAAUUGAUUUCUCUAGUAAUCUUAGCUAAGACUUCGCCUCCUUCCCAUGCACGCAUGGCAUGAUGUCAGAUCGUCGUAUAUGUACAGGAACAAGUACAUACAUGGGAUUAUAGGAUGGAUGACAGGCAUGAUUCGAACGACGCCUGUAAUUGGAUCGAUCGCGAUUCCUCACAAUGACAGACCAGAAACAAACACAUGGCGUCCACGUUGCUUGGCACGAGGCUAUGCCAUGUCAUCUGCACGGCACAAAGUACGUGCUUGCGUAAGUCGUAUGAUGAGGUAUCCCAUAAGUACAUGUACAUGUACAUGUACAUGCCUGUGCAUGCUCGUCGGCGUAUCUUGUCGAGGCCAAUUUGGCCGGUCGGGAGGUGGUUGGUAUUUCUUUUCUUUUCUUUUUUCUUUUCUUUUUUUGUUAUUGGAUUUAACUGGUUGGGGUUUAACUAUCUAUACUAUAUGCGAUCUAUAGUAUACUGUCUUGGAUAGAUCGAAUCGAUAAAUGCAGAUCCGAUGCCCAAUCCCCAUCUAUCCCGAUCGAACCCUCCCUCCGUCCUG